AUGGUGAGCCAGUAUUUCCGAUUUACAGCUGCAUCCCCUCAUAUCCACUUUCCAGGAUUCGGCGAGGACAUUGAUUGGGUUCCAUGGGAGGACGCAAUCGAAAAGGCUCUUGAUGAGAACAAACCUAUCUUCUUGUUAAUUCACAAGACAUGGUGUCAUGCUUGCAAAGCCUUGAAGAAAACCUUCCAACAAUCGAAUGCUCGCAAAGCAUUCAAAAAGUUGUCCGAGUAUUUCAUUAUGGUAAACACUGAAGAUGAUGAAGAGCCCUUCGAGGAGGAAUACCGGCCAGAUGGCAAAUACAUUCCACGACUUCUAUUUCUCGACAAAAACGGUGAUCUCUUGGAGCAGUUCAAGAACAAGAAAGCUGAAUACAAGAAUUAUGCCUAUUACUACUCAUCUCCAGCUGACAUCUUGAAUUCGAUGAAGGAUGUGCUACGAUUCUACGAAAUCGAGGUACUUUCAAGCUUGAGUCGUUUGUUGAAAACCAAGAUUUCAAGUGGAAUUUGUGCUGCUUAAUU
Molecule: messenger RNA, 518 nt
Organism: Strongylus vulgaris
Lineage: Eukaryota; Metazoa; Nematoda; Chromadorea; Rhabditida; Strongylidae
Source: the annotation of a GenBank genome assembly